CGUAAAACCGCGCACAGAUAUUGGCACCAGUGUCGCGAGACAUCGAAUAUGAACAUCUGCUUGCUAUCCACGAAUAACCAGUGAGGAAGGCAGCUUUAUGGCGGAGGGGGGCAGCGUGAAAUCCCCGCUGCUGGACGAGGCGGAGGCUGCCGAGGCGCCGUACCCAUGUGGCCGCUGCGGAGCGUUCCACGGCAAUGAGAGCGGCUACUGCUCGGCGUGCUCCGCCGGCUGGCUCAACUCUGCCGUCGCCGCGAAGACCGGGCGGCUGCAGCGGCGGUCUUAUCUCGCGCUGGUGACGCUCGUGAUGAGCUACUUCGAGACCAGCGACCGGCUCGUACUCUCGGUGUUCGUCGGCUCGACGGGGCUCAUCGUAUUCUUCUGGUUCCUCACCAAGAGCGUCGCCACCGCGGCGCCCGCCUGGAUCGCCGCGCUCGUGCUCUACGUCGUCGCGGUGCUCUACUUGAUCCCGACGAUCCGCGGCACCGUGGUCACGAUCGAGGACGUCGACAAGAUCAGCAAGCUCUUCGACACGGCCACUAAAGCGUGCCUCGAAGGCGUGGAAGACGCCGACGCGGGGCCGGAGCCCCAGGCACGCGAAGAUGAGCAGCUCGUGCAGUCGACGUCUGAGCUGCGGCGCCUGUAUGUCCUGGCGCGCGCGCGGCUCGCUAGCUUCGAGGUGGAAGUCGUCGAGCGCCUGGCGCGGGCGGGCCGAGCACCGACAGAGGCAUCGCGCGAGACCAAGACCUCGCAGCUCAAAAAGUUGUUUCGCGCGCGCGAGAAGGUCGCCGUGGAUUACGGCGGCAGGGGCGAGCGCCUGCGCGACGUGUUGCGGGCCUCGAUCGUGUGCGAGACGGUGGCCGAGUUACAGACGCUCGGAGAUGAGCUGAGGGCUCUCGAGGCGGCCGGCACCGUGAAAGUGCUCCAAAUCAAGAACCGGUUUCGGGGGCAUCCGACGCCGUCGGGGUAUCGCGACGUCAAUGUCAGCCUUCUCUACCAUGGAUUCAUCGCCGAGUUGCAGAUUCACCUCCGGGCGAUCCUGUCCAUCGCCGAACGGCAGCACGUCGCUUAUGAGUAUGCACGAGAGAUGGACUUGAUGGGCGUGCUCGAGCCGCCGGUCGAGAACACCACCUGCACGGCCUCAGUGCGCCGCCAGGGCGUCACCUACCUCGUCGCGAGGAUGGUGCCCGCGGCGCUGAGCGUCGUGAUCGGCUGGCUCUACGUCGACGCGUUCGUGCUCAAAGGCGCCAAUCUCAUCGUCAAGCGGGCGGACCUGUUACCGACGCGCGGGUUCGGUCCACCCUACGUCUUACUGCGGGUGUACGGCCUCAUUCUGGCCGCGCCGUAUUGGGCGAAUGCCUAUCUAUUGUGUCGCGCCGCCGGUUUCUUUGGCGAAAAGGCGCGGCAGCAGCGGCACGAGAAGACGCGCGUCGCGAUGCUCUACGAGCGCUACUUCGGCUACGACGGCACGCUGUUUGUCUGGAAGAUCUUCUGCUUCCAAAUCUUCGAGGUGUUCCUGCAGUCCUACGGAAAAAUACCGCUAUUCCUCAUCUGGUCGUCGCCCUUCGACUGCCUGCGGGCCACCUGUACAAAAAGCUUCGGGAAGGCCAUGAGCGAGGGCCGGAGCGCUUCCUUCCUGCACGCGUUCGUGAUAUUUUUCUUCGCGGCGCUGUUGGUAAACGUCCUCUACCCAACCUUCCUUCUGCGGUCGCGGCACGUAUUCUAUCAGCGGAACUUCUCAUUUAUUGCUGACACGGUGCUCGACGUCAUCUACGCCCUCGUGCCAUUCGUAUUUCUCGCGCUGGGCGUCCGGAGCCAGCCCAUGAUCAUACCUCACGACCCAAUUGAGUACACUAGCAACCUAUUUCCCAUGCUCCACGCUCAUUUUGUCAUAUCGGUGCUAGAGAGCGCGGCGGAAGAACGGCGGGCGCUGCGAAAAGUAGCCGUCGCGACGGCGUCGGGUGCGUCAGACAAAGUACCAAACGAUGAGGAAGGCGCGGCCGCGGCACCGGGCGCGGCCGGCGACGGGGCCGUAUCAGCCCGCAAAUACGCGCCGCAGCUGUAUGUGGCGCUCGUCGUCACGUGCGUCGCCUCGUGGUGCGUGGCAAUCUGUGCGAUUGGCCUCGAGCUGCAGAUCACUGCUACCGCGUUCUUCUUUGUGAUGAGUCUAACGUUGCCGCUGGCGGCGCGCGCCGCCGGGCGGCCGUCGUUCUCGACGUGGAUGCCGGCCCUCGGCCUCGGUCCGGUUUACAUAGCGAUAUUCUGGGCCGGCGCCAGCCCCGUGUUCUUGAGUUUCGCUCUCGUCGCUCACGGAGCCCUAGUCCUAUUUUCUGCGCCGGAAACGGAUACGGGGCCGCAGACGCGCGCGGCUGUGGCGGCCGAACACGGCCGCCUCCCGCGCUGGGGCGCUGCCGCGUACUUUGUUAUUACGGCCGGAUGCGUCGUCGGCUCGACCAUGCUCUACCUUUCCGGUAACGCUGUGUUCUCGACGUGCCAGCCGUGUGAAUGCGACGCUGAUGGCGUCCUCCAUAAUUGCGACGUGUUCGCCGAAGCGGAGUCGUUGACCUUGGUGGACGGACUAAACGUGAAUGCGUUCGUCGAAGAACUCUACCUUAGUAACAAGGGCAUCACCGAGAUCCGCCCGGGAGCCUUCAAAGGGCUCCCGAACCUCGAAAAACUUUACUUGAAGAACAAUAAGAUCGACGAACUCGAGCCCCGGACCUUUGAGGGCCUCGACUCGAUCCGUUUCAUCGAGCUCCAGCGAAAUGCGAUUAGAUCGAAACCAAAAGUGAAGUGCGGCGCGUUCGACGGUGCCCGCCGCGACGGUGCUGGUAUCCACGUGAGAGUUGACCGAGACGAACUCUUCUGCAGCGAAUAUCGACACAUUCCUCACAUCACGCCGUGUUCGUGCUAUGGGAUCCCGGACCAAUGCACGACUGUCACUGACGAACAGCUGGAUUCGUACUAUGUCCCGGAGGGGAUCGAACUCUCCUGGAACGAUGCGAAGAAGUACUGCGAGAGCCCGUGGGUGAGGGCGUCCGGCAGCGCGCACCUAGUGACCAUUAGAUCCGAGGCGGACCUGGACGCGAUGAACGAACUCAUGGGAUGUCGAGACUUCUGGAUCGGCUACGACAGGCAGGGAGGCGACGGGUCCUGGAAGUGGACCUCCGGCGACGCGACGACGUUCAGUGAAUGGUACAAGCGCCCGGGCGCCUCCCAGGGCUUCGAUUGCGCCUAUCAGUCCACACUUGGACAAUGGCACGCCACAUUCUGCGAUAUGGAGGUCCGGCAUCCCUUCGUCUGCGAGCUGGCCGAGGGCUCCGCCUGGACGUGGCCGACGCCACAACCGACGACGGUGGCGCCCUCCGUUUCACCAAAGCCGACCAUGGACCUGGACCUGCCUCUGGCUCUGGCAAUCGAUGGCACGAAAGACACUUUCUACUACGAUGCGCCGCUCUGGACAAACGACGAGCUUUUGGACGAGGGCGGAGAGUCGAAGACGGACGCAUUCUUCACGCCUUCGACCACGUUUACGGUCCUGAUGCGGACGGGGUCCGAGGAGAGGACGCUUAUCAUCGAGCUCAGUCACCCGAAGAGCCUGAAAGAAUUAUUUGCCGGUGGCUACACGAAAACGUCGGCCAGUUUAGAAGAAUGGCGCGGCCUCGUGCCGAACGCGGGGUACCAAGAAAACUGCAACCGCCAGGGCUUUAACGUGGCCGCGGACGGCUGUUAUGUUGAAGUUUCGGACUAUAGCUGCAGACUUCGCCUCGGGAUCUGGUUUAAUGAACUCGAGAACUGCAUGUCAUCAGAUAGCUUCUUAGGCCUCGGCGCCACCAAAUGGUCGUCGGGGGCAGUCUGCAACGCCAAACAUCAGUUGGAAGGAGCGUUAGGCCAUUGCCGCGACGAGCCUUCGUUUACGCGCAUCUACGUAGGCGGUGUCACAGCCCCGCCGACGUUCUCGCCAGAGCCUUCUCGAGCCCCGACCACCGCCGUUCCGACGUCGUCGCUGGCCCCGACGUCGUCACUUCCUGUCCAGACUAUCGCGUGCGGAGAGACUCGAACUGGUUCCACGGUUCACGAGGCGCACUGGCUCUCAGGCAACGACGCGCCCGAUCACUUCUAUUUGAUCACGCCUUCUGAGACCGCGUACUAUCACUUCUCGACCUGCGGAUCGAGUUUCGAUACGAUGUUAUACCUAUAUCAGGUACAGGAUUCCAGUACCCUUGACACCUGCCUGCGGGCGCCAGCACCGGGCGCGGGUCACGCGAACGUGCUCGGAACGUGGAACGAUAAAGGAUGGGAGACCUGCGUGUUUAAAUCUCCAAGUUCGUCCAGGGAAUUCGAGAAUGUCUGGACCAGAGGGCCACUAGAUGCCGGCGAGACGUAUGUGCUGCAGGUCACCGGACAUGCGGACCAGGAGUGCUGGGAGGACAACGAGCGUGGCGCGUCUGCUGCCGGCGAUUACGUCCUGUCGGUGGAGUGCGCCGAUGAACCCGUCGACGAGUGGUGCGCCGAUUUCGAUUGGUGUGAGGAUAAAGAAUUAGGGGAGGAGGGAACUGGAUUUUGCAACGAGUGGGGCAACGACCUGGACGGCUACUGCGAGACCGACGAGGACUGUGAGGCAAAAUCGAGCUGCUACGCGGACUGCGCGGCUACACCGGGCUGCGACCAGCCUUUCCUUAUGUGUGAAGAGGGCGUCUGCGACUCAUACAUUUUAGACGAACGGUGCGACGGUCAAGAUGACGACUUUCACCUAGGUGAUGGCUAUUCGUGUUGGUCGGAUGAUGAGGGCACCGGUUGGCGCAAGGCCCAUUGCUCCAUGUUUGCGCGGAUGGAUCCUCCAGAUUACUCCUCCCUGGACCUAUCCUUCCGGGCAAGAGAUUGCUAUGAUUACACGGAGGGCCCGCACGUGGAGUACCUGACAGAAAUGUUCCUGCCCGCUAGCACGCCCCAAGACUGCCUCAACCAGUGCGCGGGGAUGACCUGGUCGAAGGCCGCCAUAAUUUCGGGCGACGGCAGUCUUUGCGAAUGCGUCGGCGGAGAAAUCCAAAAGUGCUACCUCCGACCAGUCGGUACGCCGCAUACGAUCGACGCGCUCACUGGGAGCAAAACCGUGUGUUACACGAGAGACGUCGACCUCGGCGGCGUCGAGUAUCAAGGCACGUGCACCAGCGACAAUCCAUGUGAAGGCCGAUGUCAGAGCGGCUUCUAUACGAUGGAGUGCCUCGACAACGGACAUAUGUGGCACGGAGAGAGGUGCGACUCCUGUGAUAACUCAGGCUGUGAUCCGUACGACUUAACGGUGGCUAUGGGCGGCUUUCCUAGGUGUAACCCGGCAACGGGCUCGUGGGGUUGGGACAAUGACCUCGAUGGUACCAUCGAUGAAUGCGAGGGGGUUUGGACAUGCGGGUAUCAUGAAACGUGUCAGGGCGUAACCGAUGGAAGCUGCGAGCUGUCGGGCGACAUCACCUCCUCACUGAGCGGCACGACGAACCACGGAGACGCAGGCUGGUGUUACAGCGACCUGGAUCAGGAUAUGGGCUGCGCGGCGUCGCCGGUCGACUGCUGGAAUAUAUGCAUAGACGAGUUCGGCGACGCUCUCGUGGCAAUUGACUGGUGGGAGGACGACGGCUGGUGCUUCUGCCAGGACGAUUGCCAGUGCGUGUCAGACGCAGGUUGGGGCGGCUACAUCAUCGCGCGCGACUCGGCCGUCGCCGCGCUGCCGGACGCCUGCUCGGAUGACGACGACGGAUACUACUACGGAGAUGAUGAUGCUCCAGGUGGCUGCUAG
Molecule: messenger RNA, 5788 nt
Organism: Pelagomonas calceolata
Lineage: Eukaryota; Pelagophyceae; Pelagomonadales; Pelagomonadaceae
Source: the annotation of a GenBank genome assembly